This is a messenger RNA of Durio zibethinus, 1078 nucleotides long. NCBI's taxonomy places the organism in Eukaryota, Viridiplantae, Streptophyta, Magnoliopsida, Malvales, Malvaceae. The record is from RefSeq and is a predicted model, not a curated record.
CAACAAAAGAUUCCAAAUGUCUAUACAUCCUAAGUUUUUAGCCUUCUCUAAUAUGCUUGACAUGCACAUUUUGUUGUUAUAUACUUGCCCUUCCCUCCCAAUUAACUCGCCAUUGUACUCUUCUUUCACAUUUCUCAUACUGCAGCAAAAAUUUUCUUAUAUGGAAGCCAAACUAUUUUCUCAAAGCAGGAGCCUUGUAGACACGGCUUCAAGGCCGAAACAUAAACCGGGAUGUUCUCCUAUUCUAGCAGUGCUGGCGAGGCCAGCGGAAAACAUAGCUAGAACGGCAGAGAAGUUGAUAUUAAAAUCGGCAGAAGGCAGAACUGAGGUAGCACCAAAAACCAGUGUCCAUAAUGAUAACUGGUUUGAUCUAUUGGCCAUUAACCAUCUAUCCCAGUGUCUCCAAAUCGCAACAGGACUGAAGAGCAGGAAGAGUGGGUAUCAGAGCUUGGUGGAGACAACAGCAAUAAUGUCAAAGAAAUUUAAUUCUCACAGACAGCAGGAGCUAGUCAUUCAAGCUCUUGACAGUGCCAUCCCCAAGAUAAUUCUAAACAUGAUAAAAACAUUGCUGCCGCAAUCUCAAUUCACAAGGGAAUAUUUCGCCGCCUUCACCACAGUGUUUUUCUCUUGGCUUGUCGGACCCUCUGAGGUCAGGGAAUCAGAGCUCAAUGGCAGAAAAGAAAAGAAUGUAGUCCAUAUAAAAAAGUGCAGGUUUCUAGAGCAGAGCAAUUGCGUAGGAAUGUGCAUCAAUCUAUGCAAGAUGCCAUCUCAAGCCUUCAUUAAGGAUUCCCUGGGAAUGCCUAUCAACAUGGUGCCGAAUUUUGAUGAUAUGAGCUGCGAGAUGAUUUUCGGUCAGGAUCCUCCAGCAUCAAAGGACGAUCCAGCACUCAAGCAGCCAUGCUACAAAUUGUGUAAUAAUUUAUUUAAACUGCCCUUUCACCUAUAUCUCCAUCUUUUAUUUACUCCAGAUCCUCAGUAUAUCAAUGUGGUGCAUAGUACAACCUCUUUAGGUCCUCCAACUUGCCCAACUCAAGGCUGUAGGGCAAACCAAAAGCACACGGUGAAGUGCUCUAGUUAA